GUCUUUAGUGCGAAGGUCAAUUUAGAUGGUCAAACCCUUGGACCUUUUACCCCCUCAUUAGUGUAGAGUAAUUUGUGGAUGUUUCCUACAGAGUGGGGGAAGGCAGCCCCAUUGAUUCAGAGGUUUGGAAUUUGCAUCUGAUUGCUGUUUGUCAACCAAUGGUUUGACUCCGCGACCGCGGGCUCCGCCUCAGAUUAGACGCACAUAUGAUGUUACGGCCAAAUUAACCUCUAUAUCGAAAUCAAAUGAGGAAGAGAAAGGUGAGUUAGAGAGAGUACAGACCGUACAGUUAGUACAGAUUGUUAUAUGUUCUUGACUUUAAUCAAAUAUUGACCAAGUGAGCGUCGCGAGCGUGUUGUUUUCACUGGGAAAUCAGGAAUGUUCCUUCCGCUUCCGAAGAAAAAAACUGAACGGAAGUUGAACUGACUUCCGGUUGUGUUGCCGCAUAUUUUCUGCUGUUUGUGUUUACUACAAUGGGAAAUAGGCCAAGAGGUUUGCUCGCAUCCUAUUGCUGGCUUUGAAGCUGUAAAUGUAAGGUAGACACUCUGUGUGUGGCAGUCCUCUUCCCCUCAACUUUUGGCUGGUGGUAAUAGUACAGUAGAAGACCAACACUUCCAGCUUCCAUAGAGUUUGACCAUUAUUCGGAGUUGUGAUAAGCCCCGCCCCUCUGGAUCAAGUCUGUUGAAAGUGGUCCAGUCUGUUUUCGGCCGUGGAGGGUAGUGAAGGUGGCAGAAUCCUACCGCGUCCUGUUUCCCAGGCAAUGAAGCUGCAGGCGGUGAUGGAGAACCUGCACAGACAACAGAGAGCCAAACUGCUGAUGGAGCAGGCGGGGCACUCACACAGCCCCGCCCCCACAGGGGAGGAGCUUAAGGUGAAUUCCGCCUCUGACACAGAGCAGGCUCAGAUGGCGGCUUUGGCAGCCAUGCGCGCAGUGGCAGCUGGACUUCAGCGGGCCGAGAGCCCCAUGUCUGAACACAGCAGUGGAGGAGAGGAAGAGGAUGAAGAGGAAGGGGAGGAGCAAUACAAUAAUAUGAUGGGGUCUGAAGAGGAAGAGCAGAUAAAGCAGAAAUGGGAUGAAGAUGAUUUUGAGGGUGAGAUGGAGGAGGACUAUGAUGAUGAUCUGGGUGAUGAAGGGCUUCCGUCAGGUCGUGAGGCCGUCACCCCAGGCAGAGGCAUCCUCCUAUUACCCCACCGCCAUUUACACCCCCACUCCCAGUUGCUGAAGACUCCGCCCGGUUCUGAAACCAUACCGCGGGUGUCAGCUCACUCCGCUCAUUCGUCCCACGGACCUCUCCCUGGGCAGGACCACGCCGACUGGACCUAUGAGGAGCAGUUCAGACAGCUCUAUGAACUGGACAAUGACCCAAAGAGGAAAGAGUUCCUGGAUGAUCUGUUCAGCUUCAUGCAGAAAAGAGGGACUCCAGUGAACAGGAUCCCCAUCAUGGCCAAGCAGGUGCUGGAUCUCUACAUGCUAUACCAGCUGGUGACUGAAAAAGGGGGGCUGGUGGAGGUCAUAAAUAAAAAGUUGUGGAGGGAGAUCACGAAAGGGCUGAACCUGCCGACCUCCAUCACCAGUGCUGCCUUUACUCUCAGAACACAAUAUAUGAAGUAUCUGUAUCCUUAUGAAUGUGACAAGAGAGGCCUCAGCAAUCCCAAUGAGCUCCAGGCGGCCAUUGACAGCAACCGGCGUGAGGGACGCAGGCAGGGCUUCGGCAGCUCGCUCUUUACCUACUCGCCAAACGGAACGCCCACAAUGCUGUCCUCUCCCAAACUCUCCAUGCCUCCUAUCGGCAUCACCCUGCCCAGCAACGGAACCUCUCUCUCAUCCUUACAGAAAGUUAAAAAGGAUGAUGAUGGAGUUCAGGCUCGUCUGCCAGUGUCUAUGGCCAGUCACUCAGUAGCUGCGGCCCAGGCUGCGGCUGCGCAGGCGGCCACCAUUGCACAGGUAGCUGCGCUGGAGCAACUGCGGGAAAAGUUGGAGUCAGGGGAACCGCCGGAAAAGAAGAUUGCACUACCACUGGAGGAACACCAGCGACUCCUGCAGAGAGCCCUGCAGCACAACCUGCUGGCCAUGACAGCACAGAUCCCUAUGAACAUACGCAUCAACAAUCAAGAGAGCCGACCAGACUCUGCCUUGAACCUCACCACCAAUGGCCUCAACAGCAUCAGCAUGUCAUUGGAACUUAAUGGAGUCGUCUACACAGGCGUACUCUUCGCCCAGGCUGCAGCGCCAACCUCAUCAGGGGUAUCUAAUAAAUCUUCCACAGGCAACAACGGACCUCAGUCGGUUCUCCACACGCCUACCUCAUCCUCCUCCAACAACCAAUCACCUUAGCACCUCAGACUCUCAACCCUCUCAAUACAAAACCAAAGCCAAAAAACCUCAGUUACUACAGAAGAUAUGCCAAAAUAAUUAUAUAAACCAUGCAGGAAUAACCGAAUCGUUCUCAACUUGAAGUACACUAGCUCAGGUCUUUUAUUUACACUCUUCUUUGUUCAGGAGCCAAAAGAAAUCUAAAAUAACAACAGAGUUUAUUAUAAAGAUAAUGAUUUAUAAUGUAUAUGCAAAACCUGUGAAUAAUUUAUUUCUCUUUCUGCGAGCACUCUGUCUGGCGUAAACAAAAGGGCAGUAGAAUUCUGCUUUAUAGGGUUCUAUAGUCUCUGACUGACAAGCUUUUCAUCUAUAGGAGAAAUCUUAACAAUAGUAUUAUUGUUAUAAUGUGUGAUGCAAAGUGCUUAAGGGUCUGAACUAAUAAUAUAUUAUUGUACAUUUUAUUUUCUUUGUGUAUGUAUCUGCAGUGCCUUGUGAAGGUUUUAUUCUCAGCACAGUUUGAAUGUGCUGUUGUUGACCAGGUGAUGUCUGAACUUCAGCACUAACACAAUUCAAAUUCUGGUCUGAAGUUGAUUAUUAUUAUCAUUUUGUUUUUUAACAUUUUUGUUGUGAGUAUUCAACCAUUUGGUUUCCCAUCUCAGACUUCUACACUGCGAUGGCAAUAGUGAUUUUAAAGGGAUAGUUCAUGCAAAAAUUAAAAUUCUUUCAUCAUUUACUCACCCUCAUGCCAUCCCAGAAGAUUUUUAGAAGAAUAUCUAUGCUCUGUUGGUCCUCACAAUGCAAGUUAAUGGUGACUAGAACUCAGAAGGUCCAAAAAGGACAUAAAGACAGCAUAAAAAUAAUCCAUAUGACUCCAGUGGUUAAAUCCAUGUCUGCUGUAGUGAUAUGAUAGGUGUGGAUGAAAAACAAAUCAAUCUGUAAGUCCUUUUUUUUACUGUAAGUCCACACUUUCACUUUCAGCCAUCUACUGGAUAGGGCUGGUUAAGGGUGGAGAUUUAUAGUUAAAAAGGGCUUAAAUAUUGAUCUGUUUCUCAUCUUCACCAUGUCUGAAGACAUGGAUUUAACCACUGUCGUAUGGAUUACUUUUUGCUGGCUUGAUGUGUUUUUUGACCUUAUGAAUUCUGGUCACCAUUCAUGCAUUGUGAGGACCAAUAGCGCUGAGACAUUCUUCUAAAAAUCAUCUGGAAUGGCAUGAGGGUGAGUAACUGAUGAAAGAACUAUCCCUUUAAGAUCAUUGAUUGAACAUUCAGGUUAAAGGAGCUGUUUUGGUGUGUUCUUUGUGUGUUCUUGUGAGGAAAGAUAGGCAUAUGUUUAUAAAUGUGUACAUGUGUUCUUGAGCUUAUAACCUGUUUUUCAUGUUUGUAUAUGUUUGCCUCUUCGUGACUACUGGCAAACUCUGGGGGCCACAUUGUCCAUGAGCCACUCAAAUGGUGGCUGCAGCGUCACAGAGCUUGAACGGCAUUACUCUGAACUGCCACAGUCGUAGUGUCUAUAAAGUAGAUGUGGAAAGAGGUCAGAGGUUUUUCUACUUGUUAGUGUAGAAUUUUAUGGAGCUUUUACUCAAAUCAACAGUUUGGCAGGAAAAAAAAUCACAGUUUGACUCAAAACAAGACAGUAGGAUAAUAGGUACACUUUCAGAUUUAAACAAGUCUAAAACCCAAAAGCAGGAAUCAGAGAAAAUAAUAAUUAUGAUAUUGAAGUAUUCAAAAUUGAGCAGAAUGGAAUCUUCUCUCAUUAAAAAUGAUUAGAAGUAAGUGGUUUCUUGUAUUUAGGAAUAUUAAUCUUCAGCAAUGAUUUUGACCAUUUUAAUAAUCAACUGUUUCGGUCAGCGAGAAGGUCUUUUUCUUGUCGAUGUAUAGUUGUAAUUCAUGAAUUAUGUCAAGCUUCUCUAGCAUUACACUGUAUGCAAGGUCAAAAUGCCCAUUUGGUGGGUGUCUAGGGGUAAAACUUUUUUUCUUUUGAUUGAUAAAAACAGGGUCGUCUAGCAACUACUGUCUUAGCUGAUAAGAAGUUGAAUAUUUUAUCUGGGAUUUCAAAUAAUUUCUUACUGGGGAGAGGUGGUGAAAGCUUUUGGAAAUUGGGGUUGUCUACAGCUUUAAAGCCUUUAUUUUUAUCCAAAACAGCUUCCACCAAUUGUAGAUACAUCAUUUUGGAUUAACUUGAAGUUAAAAUGCCUUGAUCCCUCCUUGGGAUAAAAUGUAACCAUUCAGCUAUCACCAUCUCUGUCUUAUUUUCAUUCUUUACACUGAUGUACUCUUAAAACCUCUGCAUAACACUUCCUUAUUACUUUAUAUGAACCAACUUGGUGAUAGCUGUACAGGAAACAGUGUGGAAAAUGUAACUGUUUUUAUCCGUGUUUUGUAUUGUACAUUUCAUUACAGUUUUAAAUAUCAGGAAGCAUCAAUAUAGCAUAUCUCAGACUCUGCCAGUACUGCAGGAAUGUCUCUACCUCAAAGACUCUGCUAAGAACUGUUUGCAAACCCUCCCAGCUUGUCACUUUUCACAUCAAAUGUAAGAGUGUGAUGCAGAACUGGAUGUUUUUGCUCCACGUUUACUCCAUGGGAAUUUUCCUUACUGUAUUAGCAAUGAUAUCUUUAAGCCCCUUUUUGCUCAUAACUGUAAAAACAGCUGUUUAAUCUGCCAGCCCACAAUCUGCCAAAAACCUCAACUUUAGAGUGACCGAUUUUUGUCAUGUAACAGUAAUUCUUCACUUUGAUGGCCUUUAUGCAGUCUGUUUUGAUCAAAGAUGCUGUCGAUUUUUCAUAGAAACAAUACUGUUACCACACAGAGUAUGAAAAAUACAUAUAACACCUGAAAUUCGAUGAUUAAAGCAGUUUGUAACCAUGAGAGGGAUGUGUUUUACUCUGAUGUAUGCCUUAAUGUAUGCAAACUUAAGAAAAAUUGUGCAUGCUAAUAUAGUCAGGUUUACUGCAAAGACAACCAAAAUUGCUGUACAAUAAAACAUGCAAACCUUUGAACUAUAAUUGCAGGAUGCCUUAUGCUUUGAUAAUUCUUGGUAAUCUUUUCUCUGUAGAGCUUAACAUCACACUAAAAGUAACUCUCUUUUUCAAUACAUAGACAACUGUGAAAUUUAGGUUUUACUUUAAAACAUGGCAUUUGUCGUCUUCUCAGGAAAUACACUUCUACCUCCAGUUACACAGAUAUGUUCACCUUAGUGCUGUGGUUACAGUGCAUGUAACAUUUAUUGAGAUUUUUUGUAAUUGUGAUACAAAAUGUUUCCUUUGGCAUACUGACUCAAGGUUUUUUUUAUUAUUAUUAUUAUUAAUUGCAGAUGCAGUAACUAUACUAUAGUCAUUUCUUGUUGUUCUUUCUAUUUUUGAAAACCUUAAUAUCCCUUUCCUAUGUGUGUGCUUUUGAGUUUUUCUUGUUUGUUUGCAACUAAAUGGAAAAUUGCUCCUAGCACAAGAGACCCAGGAGAGCCCAGAUUUAGAUUACAGCACUGAGCGUCAUACUGAUGCACCAUUUUAUGCAUUUCCACUCAUGCAUUUAUAAAACUUUUAAAUUGUGUAGUGUCAGCCUCAUGACUGCUUCUCUUAUGGGGGUGAAGGACAAAGACAAUCCUAACCUAUUUAAUCUAUUCUUUGUUUGAGAGAAUAAUUAACAAUAAUAAUUAAAAAAAAAUAAUAUAUCGAGAUGUAAUUGGGGGGAUGGAAAAUCCAAAGAAUGUCCACAUAAGUGCUGUUAUGGCCUGACUAUCAUGGAUUCAAAUGACUCCAUAGCUUAUAUUUUAGAAGAUGAUCACACAUCAACCGUUACCCUUUCCUCAUCUGAAUGCUGAUAACCCAGUAAAAUUGACACAACAAACCUGUUCACGUCAAUACACAUGCAAAACAAAUGUUGUUAACAGUUGAAACUGAUGUUCUUUUUAAUUAAUAAAUUUGGAAUAAUUCUAUGCCUUUUAUAUGUUGAAAUGUAAUUGUAAUUCUGGAGCAUCAGUUUGAGUGUCUUGCUCUUUGUUGUGUUUUAGUACAUUAUUGCACCUUUUCAUUUAAAAAAGGAAGUUCAUGUUUGUUAUUUCAGAGUUUUCAAAAUGUACUCUUGAAGUUUACACUUUAUAAUUGUCUAACAUCAGAUUUUUCAAUGUUUGAUUUAAAAAACUUGAGCUCGUCAGCUGUAAACAAAGACAUUGA
Myxocyprinus asiaticus (Chinese sucker) is the source of this 6483-nucleotide messenger RNA. Its product is annotated as AT-rich interactive domain-containing protein 3A-like. The coding region runs from base 761 to 2335 and encodes 524 amino acids. The transcript is spliced from 10 exons. Gene Ontology annotation, cellular component: nucleus. Lineage: Eukaryota; Metazoa; Chordata; Actinopteri; Cypriniformes; Catostomidae. The record is from RefSeq and is a predicted model, not a curated record. Gene Ontology annotation, biological process: regulation of transcription by RNA polymerase II. Gene Ontology annotation, molecular function: DNA binding.